CUUGAGUUUGUGAAUCUUAUCCAAUUGAUAAAUUUGUUUGAUAGGUAUCUAAUAAUGGAGGGAGACACAAUCUCUGGGAUGAUGGGAAAUGGAGCUGAGAUGGAUGGGAAGAUUCUUCAAACGUUUCAGAAAAGUUUUGUUCAAGUGCAAAACAUAUUGGACCACAACCGAUUGCUUAUAAACGAGAUAAACCAAAACCAUGAGUCCAAAAUCCCAGGCAACCUAGGACGAAACGUCAGUCUGAUCCGAGAAUUGAACAAUAACGUGAGAAAGGUUGCACAUCUUUAUGUUGAUCUUUCCAACAACUUCUCCAAAUCCAUGGAAGCUUCUUCCGAAGGAGACUCAGCAGGUGGCCUGAGGAGAAUCAGGCCUGCUUGAAGUUGAAUGAGUUUAGUUUGAUGUGGCUUUAAAUAAAAAGAAAAGUUAUCGUAAACAAAAAAAAGUCAUAGUCUGGGGGAUCAUAGACUAGUAGAGAGCAUAUUUUGCUACUAUCUCUUAAGUAUUUUAUGUACUAUCUGAAUUUUUCUUUCGUUUACUUUUGUUGUCAACUGUCAACAGUUUAUUCCUUAUCUCCUUUUUA
This is a messenger RNA of Camelina sativa (false flax), 580 nucleotides long. The record is from RefSeq and is a predicted model, not a curated record. Lineage: Eukaryota; Viridiplantae; Streptophyta; Magnoliopsida; Brassicales; Brassicaceae.